AUGCAGGGACUAUUGCAGGAAUUUGUACAGCAUAUGGAAAAUAUGGCAGCUCAGGAUCUAAUAGAGGAUCUGGGUGCCAACUGUAAUAAUGUCUGGUGGGAUUAUAGGGACGGCAGUCGUGCUUUCUUCAAAGAUUUUACGGAGCAAGACAAGGUCACGUGCAAGAUCAUGUCCGCUGCAUUAACGUUCAUGGGUACGAUACGCGCCGGAGGGCAGCUUGGAGACACCAGGAAUGAAGGUGAUAAGGACAUGAGACAAAUUUUAGGGUGCAUGGUGAUGCAUGUAUUUGCAAGUAUCUUAACACAUACACCGUGUGCGGAUACGUCGACAGGCAUAAAUUAUGCGUGGACGGCCACGACGAGGGUAGAUGCCGGGUUCGCGCUCACACCAGGUGCGGGCGCACUUGCAACCGGAAUAUGCGAGAAGACCGGCUGGCACGGAUUAACAAUAGGUAGCGGACAGAUUAGCAAAGCCGUGGAUGCGUGGUUAUCGCACAAUACGGAAUUAUGGACCAAACUGAGGAAACUGCAUGGAAAUGAGAACUGUCCACGCAACCAGUCAAGAACAGAUGCAUUACCAACAACAACAGGGAAAGUGGGUAAAGGGGCAGGUGCCAUGGGUACUGGUGGCAUUGGAAAAGAAAUAGUGAACGUGGUGACGGAAGUAUUCGACAAGAUGAAGGAAGACGUAAUUGAAAAAACAAGCUCAACGCCAGAGAUACCAGGAGCAGGUAAGGGCAGCAAGCAUGCGAUUCUAUGGGCAGAAUUCCGCAAAUAUAUGGAAGCGGAUGACACGGGGACAAUGAAAGGCUUGUGUGAUGCGCACCUAGGAACAGAGAAUAAUGGAACAGGAGACGAAAAGGAAAGUGCUAUAUGUGAGUUAACACUGAAAGCAUUACAUUUUAAACAUGGAAUUGAUUUAGCAGGAGCCCCCCCAAGGGCCGAUUACACGGACGAAGAAACAAAGCAGAUAGAUCUCUAUAUGAGAUGUAUCCUAGUAAAUAUAUUCAUGAAAAAAAUCAUGGGCAUGAAUUGUUUAAACCGACCAGGUGGACAGUUUGCAUUCAGUUUAGCGGAUGGAGUUUUGGAAGGUUUCAUAAACAUGAAGGUUGGUAAUAUUGCAUGCGAAGAGAAAGAUGCAGGGGAGGGGGGAAUACCAGGGGUAAAGGCGAAAGAUAGAACUUUUUGGCAAAUAAUGACCAGGUGGUUUGAGAGGAAUCAAUUAAAGCUGCACGAUGGGGACUGGGGAGUAUUAGGGAGGGAGUGUAAAGUGGAUAGAACAGCAAGAAAGGACGCGGGCACAAAAGAAGUGGGCGACGUGAAACAGAAAAUAAUCGAUAAAAUGAACAAAGUUGGGGACGAUAUGACACGGAAAGUGGAGGAAAUAUUGCCGCAGGUACGAACGUGUACAGAUAAGACAUGUGUAAAACGUAUAUUAGAGCAGAAGAAACAGGAGCACGCGACAUCACGUUCAAGGACUCCAGGAGUACAACAGGCUGCAGGGUCACCGGGGCCACAGGCCACAACACCACCAUCAUCAUCCGGAACCCCGGUAGACCUAGGACCUGCACCACACGCACCGGCAGGUAAGGACCGAGAGGAGAAAGCACCAACACGGCCGCAACCGCCGGACGUGAACAUACCCAAGGUGCAGCAACCGAAGAAGUCACUACCGAAGAAUGACCCCGCCGCCCAACCCGGUGCGAAGUCCAACGUCGCCAACCCCGCCCCUGCCAAACCAGCACCAGCCACGCCGGUCGACAGCGACGGAAACGCUACCACACCAGUAGCGACGUCGAAACCGCAGACACCAUCGUCAUCGGGGACGACCACAGAAGACGAUUGUGAAUGGCAGCCCAUAUUGAACGACAAGAGAAGGCAAGUAUACGUCGUGCAGAAUUAUAAUGUAAGUUACAGGGCAAGCAGGAAUAGCAGGCAGGAGAAAUCAGGCGCCAGAGAAUUUAUUUAUGGGGUACAUGCAUCUAUGAGUGUGUCCUUGGUUCUGAGAGGGAGAGUAUAG
Plasmodium fragile is the source of this 2019-nucleotide messenger RNA. RefSeq lists its product as uncharacterized. Lineage: Eukaryota; Apicomplexa; Aconoidasida; Haemosporida; Plasmodiidae. The record is from RefSeq and is a predicted model, not a curated record. The transcript has 2 exons. The coding region runs from base 1 to 2019 and encodes 672 amino acids.